Macadamia integrifolia is the source of this 1258-nucleotide messenger RNA. RefSeq names its product expansin-A2-like. NCBI's taxonomy places the organism in Eukaryota, Viridiplantae, Streptophyta, Magnoliopsida, Proteales, Proteaceae. Gene Ontology annotation, biological process: plant-type cell wall organization. Bases 72 to 824 code for a protein of 250 amino acids. The record is from RefSeq and is a predicted model, not a curated record. Gene Ontology annotation, cellular component: extracellular region. The transcript is spliced from 3 exons.
ACCAAAUCCUCUAUCUCCCCCUCUUUCUCCCUCCCUCCUCCCCUGUUUCAGCUCCUCUGCUUCUCAUUGCAAUGGCCAUUGCUACUGCUCUUCUCAUAUUCUUCUCUCUCUUCUGCUUUUCCUCACAAAGAACUUAUGGAGACUAUGGAGGUUGGGAGAGCGGCCACGCUACCUUCUACGGUGGUGGUGAUGCUUCCGGCACAAUGGGAGGAGCUUGUGGGUAUGGGAACUUGUACAGCCAAGGAUACGGCACUAACACUGUAGCUCUAAGCACUGCUCUGUUCAACAAUGGCUUGAGUUGUGGUUCUUGUUAUGAGAUGAGAUGUGAUUCUGAUCCCAAAUGGUGCCUCCCCGGAACCAUUACUGUAACUGCCACUAACUUUUGCCCUCCCAACUUCGCUUUAUCUAACGAUAAUGGUGGAUGGUGCAAUCCUCCUCUCCAGCAUUUCGACAUGGCUGAGCCGGCUUUUCUCCAGAUUGCUCAAUACCGUGCUGGAAUCGUUCCCGUUGCCUUCAGAAGGGUGUCCUGUGUGAAGAAGGGAGGCAUAAGGUUCACAAUCAAUGGCCACUCUUACUUCAACUUGGUAUUGAUCACCAACGUUGCCGGUGCAGGAGAUAUCCAUGCAGUAUCGAUCAAAGGGUCUAAGAGCGGGUGGCAAACCAUGUCAAGGAACUGGGGACAGAACUGGCAGAGCAACUCUUACCUCAACGGCCAGAGUCUCUCCUUCCAGGUCACCACCAGCGAUGGCCGAACCGUCACUAGCUAUAAUGUUGUCCCAGCCGGUUGGCAAUUUGGUCAGACCUUCGCAGGCGGCCAGUUCUAGGUGGGUUCCGGUCCGUUUCCGGCUGGUCUGACUUGGUCCGGGUUGGUGGAUGCAUCAAUGAACUUGUACAAUAUCUUCUUUUCCAAUUUUUCGCUCUAGAGUAAAGGGGUCGGUGGCUCUUGAUGCUGAGGUUGCUAUUUUAGUACCCGCUAGGCCUUCCUAUAUAUAUAAUAAUAAUAAUAUAUAUAGGAAAUAAUAGUAAAUGUAGUUAGUUAGAAAUAUAGUUAGGUCAGUCAUUGAUACCAAGCUUGUUGAAAUCAAGGAGAGAGAGAGAGAGAGAGAGAGAGAGAGAGAGAGAGAGAGAGAGAGAGAGAGAGAGAGAAUAAGUGAGAUUUUCAUUUGGUUAUCUUGCAUAUAUUCAAUGGAAGCAAUGCAUUAAUGUCAUUUUUGAAAAUAUAUUAUAUUUGAAGAUGAAUGAAAUUUAUUAUUUUCCA